Messenger RNA from Lolium perenne, 745 nucleotides. RefSeq lists its product as uncharacterized. The record is from RefSeq and is a predicted model, not a curated record. Lineage: Eukaryota; Viridiplantae; Streptophyta; Magnoliopsida; Poales; Poaceae.
GACCCUCCUAUAAAUUCGCUUUCUCUGCAUGCGAAUCCAUCUCAUAUCCAUCAAGCUAGCUGAAGAAGCGGGUGUCAAGCAUGGCGUCUAAGACUCUCGUUGUGUUUGCUCUCCUGCUUGCCGCGGCUUUCCUCAACUCCUCCGCGGCCGAACAAACCCAGCCCAAGAAGGAAGAGACCAAGGCCGAUGUACAGGGCUACGGUGGAGGCGGCUACCCCGGCGGAGGCGGUGGCGGUUACCCUGGCCACGGCGGAGGCGGUGGCUACCCGGGCCAUGGCGGAGGCGGUGGCUACCCGGGUCAUGGAGGCGGUGGCUACCCAGGCCAUGGCGGAGGCGGCGGCUACCCAGGCCAUGGCGGAGGUGGCGGUUACCCGGGUCAUGGAGGCGGCGGCGGCUACCCAGGUCACGGAGGCGGUGGCUACCCGGGCCAUGGAGGCGGCGGCGGCUGUCACUGGGGCUGCUGCGGCCACGGGUACCAUGGUGGCUGCCGCUGCUGUGCCCACGCCGACGAGGUCCCGGAGCCCAUGUACCGGGCGGAGGUCCGCAACUGAGCACGCGAGUCGCACUGAUGUGCGCACUCCACACGUGGCGUUGCUCUACGCAAAGUUACUCUAUGAUCUAUACGUGCGCGUUUCCACAGACUGAUCUUGGUGAUCACGACCCACUGUGUUCUCGCAAAUCUGUACUCUGUACUACUGCUGCUAUGUAUACUGAAUAAUAUCUAUCCCCGGCAGCCUUGUCUCUA